AUGUCUCAGUCAACAUCCCCUAUUCUCGACUGCGCAGACAGUCCCCUUUCAACAACCGGCAACGUUAUCGGGAUCCUAACCUUUGCCUACGCGAUCUUCAUAACGCUUUUGUAUCGCUCCAAGAUUCUAAUGAAAGCAAAGGACGAAAGCAAGAAAUUCUACAUACGAGCGGAAAGAUUGCAUGGCUCGCUUGUGGAGGCACAGAAGCGACUGGAGGCCUAUUUCUCCACGCUUGAUUUGAGUAUGAACCCAGAGAUUGGAUUGUUACUAGACGAUGCCAAGUACUGGGACUUUCAGUAUAAAGAAGGCCUGCGACUUAAACCAGGAUAUAAACUCACGGAGCAGGAGACCAAGGCCGAGGAGCGUCGUAAUGCGAUUGCUGGAAAAAGCUCCUAUCUACUUAUGAAGGAAGACAUGGAUAAGAUUGUUGAAGGCAUGUUGCAAACUCGAGCUACACUCGACGGGACAUAUCAGGUCCUCUUAAACAGCAUGAUCGUCGAUGAGAUUCGAGAACAGAAAACCGCGUUUGAAGUGCAAUCCCAGAGUCUCGCAAAGCAGAGGGUUCUAAUAACUCAUAUUAUGGGUGCACUUAACUUAGAACUCCCUGUGCCUCAAAUGAGUCAUGACCUCAGUCGAUUCACCCCCCAGAGCUGA
Penicillium odoratum is the source of this 654-nucleotide messenger RNA. RefSeq lists its product as uncharacterized. NCBI's taxonomy places the organism in Eukaryota, Fungi, Ascomycota, Eurotiomycetes, Eurotiales, Aspergillaceae. The record is from RefSeq and is a predicted model, not a curated record. Bases 1 to 654 code for a protein of 217 amino acids. The transcript has 2 exons.